CACUACGCCGAGAAGUACUACAACCGGCUCGACGUGCAGAGGGCCAUGCACGCCAACACCACCAGGAUACCCUACAGAUGGACCGCCUGCAGUGAUGUGCUCAUCAAGACAUGGAACGACUCCGAGUUGUCGAUGCUGCCCACGUACAGGAUGCUGAUCAAGGCUGGGAUUAGGAUAUGGGUGUUCAGCGGCGACACGGACUCGGUUGUCCCGGUGACAGCGACCAGGUUUUCACUCAGCCACCUUGGUCUCAAGACUAAGAUCCGCUGGUACCCAUGGUACUCAGCCGGUCAGGUAGGAGGGUGGUCUGAGGUGUAUGAAGGGCUGACAUUUGCGUCGGUGAGAGGCGCGGGGCACGAGGUGCCAUUGUUCCAGCCAAGGAGGGCGUUCAGAAUGUUCGUGUCAUUCCUGUCUGGGAAGCCACUGCCCAAAUCCUGA
Molecule: messenger RNA, 438 nt
Organism: Triticum urartu
Lineage: Eukaryota; Viridiplantae; Streptophyta; Magnoliopsida; Poales; Poaceae
Source: RefSeq, a predicted model, not a curated record